UCGUCAAGUCUGUAGCCAUUUUGUGUAACACAGGACGGCGCGGCUGCUUGCAUGACAAUACAAUAGCAUGAGCCUUCAUUAUAACGAUAAAACACUAGAAAUUUAACUAUGAACCGAGUGCAAAUAGCAUAGCGAUUAGAAAUACAUUCUUUUGAGAGUCUUUGACGUUUCCAAACCAGCGAUGUAAGGAAAACAUUCCGAGUAAGAGUUUGGUUCCAAGCGAAGCUAGAGUUACGUAGUAACCUUUGAUUUCCGUGCGUUGUGCGUCAUUCUGUUGAGUAACCCUUCUUCAGUGAUUCCGAUCUAUUUGUAGUGCAGACAGUAAAGCCGUUUAAGGUCUUAUGUUAAAGAAUAGCGGGCAAACUUCGUUAAGACUUGUGUACAUAGAGCAAUCAUUGAACGCCAUUAUGUUGCUGCCCUUAGCGUCAACAGUGUUUGCAUAAGCUUCAAACUGCUUGUUCUGUAGUGGCUAGCAGACCCGAGCACGCAUAACCCAGUCAUCUAGCACGCUCAACGCUCGAUAAAUGCCGCUGAUUAGAUAGAAAAUCGCUUAACAGCCUCGCAACUCGUUAAUACUAUACUCCUCGAGAGCGAGAAAUCGUCCCAUUUGCGAACCGAUUAAUCACACUCAAGCAAGCCCAAGCUACGUUCAAUCGCAAGUCAGAAAAGUAUUGAAUCGGAAUUGUCUGAGCCGUGUGGCUUUCCCAGGCACUUUAGAUAUAGGUCUGAAGUCCGUGCAAAACUCUAUCACCUGAAUAUCUAUCAAUCUUUUCGACAGUAUCUACCCGGAAAGUCCCUGCGACGUUCUAGCACGCUUAUGUUUUACUGUGUGUUUUGUGUACAGCAUCUCGUUUAUCUUAACAGUAGAAUAGUACUCGUAUCAGUAACCCACAGGGUUUUGUAAACUGCCACCUAUGACGUCGAACUAAGUUGUGUGGCUCUGUGUGGGCUAGAUGUCGUGUUUGAACAGGCGAUAAUAAGAUAAUUGGAUCUGAAGAUUUUACUGAAUUCUCCAAAUGCAAGGUUAACUUUCUGGCUUCUGGUUAUACGGCCUGGUUAUUCUCGGGAUCUGACUUUCAAAACACUAAAAAUCAAGGCAUCUAUUUGAUUAACCAAGAGGGAUUUAAUAUGAAAUAUUGUUGUAUUUCAUCAUAAAGAAAAAAGUGGUUAUUCAAAUUACGGAAAGAGACCUAUUUAUUCAAACAAGAUUAUCCCGAUUGCUUGAUAUACUUCGCAGAUCGAAUUCGCGACAGAAUAGGCAUGGCGUAUAUUAGCGAUAUAACUAGUAAUCCAAAACAUAUCUUUAAAAUAGUAAUCCAAAACAUAUCUUAGCACGCUAAAAAACUUAUCAGUGCGACCUCAAGUUUUAUUGCACUAGUCGAAUGUAUGAUUUCAUCGACUUGGUGAUUUGAUCAUGAAGCAUGCGUGAGUUCGGGAAAAUGUAUAUCAUAAAAAUAUCUUCUCAAUAUCAUGAUAUUGGUCUCGUUUUAAAUCUCAUUGAGUUCUAGAUUUACUGUUAUUUCAUUCUAAUGUAAUACAGCAAAAAGCUCACGAUACUACCAUAGCAUGUUAUUUGUAAGUAAGCGCUUUAUUUGUAGGUGUUUAUGUGGGUUAUCACGUGAGGGGAUUGCAUUACACACGCACAUCUGUGCCAAAACAGGUCUAGAGACAAUCGUGAGAUACACAAAUGCUUCGCCUUUAAAUUCCAAGGAUGCAGCGAUCCGAGCGGAGCACUCUUGCGAAUGGAGCUUGAGCAAAAAAAAAAAACUUUUAAAGUUUAUCUAUAGAGCGCACUAAACAUUUUAAACGUUUUGCGACGAGCUCGUGUAGCGUCUAAGUGAGGAGAGGAUGCACGUAUUGGAAGUCCGUAACAGCAUGCUUAACCUUAAAUAUGAAGGUUAUCUGAAUAACUGUACAAGAAGACACAAAGUAACCCCAGUGUAUCUAGCCAUCAAUCAUCAUCAUCAGUCACACUAGUCUAGAGGCAAAUUUGCCAUUUAAAUGCAACCUCUGGCAAAACCCACAGAUCUGGGAAGAAUGUUGCUAAACCAAGGCCUCAUGGUCAGCAAGUCCAGUCAAAGUUGACAAACAGGAAUGGUGUGAACCAGCAAAUGCAGAAUGGGAGUGCUGGGGACCUUACUCUACCAGUAAAAGAAAAUGACCUGCCGGACUUCCUCCAGUUACAGCAUCGUCCACAGGGCUGGCACCAAUCACCGGUCAUGCAGCGGAACCUACGGGACCCAGACUUGACUGUCAUGAGCACAGGGCUUAUGAUACCAGAUAAUGAAUUGGAAGUUCCAGAUUUCUUACUGGCAAAAACCCCAAAGACUAAUGGCAAGUUUGUACAGGUGGAUGUGAAUCACCAUCCAAGGAUGUCAAACGGUGUAAAGGAGCACAACCAGAGUAGGGCAAGGGAUCCUGGGUACAUGAGAGAGACAUCAACAUUUGGGAUGCACUCAUCUAAUGACAAUAUAAACAUGGAGUCUGAUUCCUAUCGGCAUACCAGGAUGCCAGCUGAUAACAGACCAUAUAGCCCUCCUCUGGCACAUGGGAAGGUGGUUACGAAAAUUAUGCCUAACUCUACACAGAGAACACAGACAAUGGUUCACCAUAGCACAAAUGAUUUACGAAGCAGGGAGAACUUGAGCAAAAGCAGAGACAAGUUGUACAGGAGCAGUGAAAGUUUACACAAAAGUAAGGAAUCCAUGCAUAAAAGCAAUGACAAUGUUGUGGACUUGACAGAUGGAAUGGUGGAUGAUUUUGGUGACUUCACCUUGAAAAGAAAGUACAAGAAGCCAGCAAAAAAUAGUAGCACAAACCAAAUGUCAGAUAUAGACAAGUUUGCACCAGGUGUCACUGGUCGCCAUGCUGUUAAUUUCCAGAAAAAGUCACCUUCAGGAAACAUAAAUACAAGAAAACCCUAUAAAACAGGCAAUAUUCAUUUGUCUGGAAACGAUUCAGACAGUAUUCCAAGCACAUCCUCACAGUCAUUUACAGAAACUCUGUCACCCAGACGGGACCAGAAGCAACCCAGAGAAUAUAUCACCCCCAGGCAAGACCAGCUAGGUGUUCACCCUCCUCAUUUUGGGCUAGACAGUAAUGAAUCAGAAUCAGCUACUCCUGGUUCCCAUAGCAAUCAAAUAGGAGAAUCAAGCAUGGGUUACCAAGACAGUUCAUUGGAUGACAGCGGCCAUAAAGUGACUCGAAAAAACUCCCUGCAAGCCCAUUUGCGAAGGAAGAUUCAAGAAUAUGAAAGAUCACAAAAACAGCAAACAUUAGCUCAAGUAAGAUACGACAGUGACACUACUACCAUCAGUGAGCCCAGUGCAUUCAGCGAGGGAAAUGCAUCAGUCACUAGAACCACACAACACGGGAAAUGCCCUAGUGCAAUAAACAACCUUCCAGAAGACUUACUCUUGAACAUCUUCUCAUAUCUUACCACACCAGAGUUGUGCCUGGCAUCUGGAGUUUGCUGUAAGUGGCAGUAUUUAUGCUGGGAUCCAGUGCUUUGGACUUCUAUAAAAAUUCUCAACCACCAGAACAGUGACAUCAACCGAGUGCUUAGGAACACCUUGACUAAACUAGGAAGCAAUACACAAGGAUAUUGCCUGACUGUGCGCAGCAUUAAGUUGAAUGGGAGCGAGCUGGUUUCUGAUAAGGGACUUGGGUGUAUCAGCAGGUUUUGUAUUGAUUUAGAACACUUAGAACUUAUUGGAUGUUGCUGUGUGACAAGUAAGGGAAUACAGGAAGUGUUGAUGAAUUGUUCUAGUCUACGACAUCUCAACGUUGCAGGUUGUUCCUGCCUUAACAGUAUCUGCCCACCAUCCUUUAAUGGAUUCAGCAUCACAGAAAAUGGGCAAUUUUUAAAACUACGGCAUCUGGAUCUAAGUGACUGUGUUGCUUUUGAUGAUAUGGGUUUGCGAACAGUAGGUCUAAGCUGUGGUCUGCUUGAAAAUCUUUAUCUGCGGCGAUGUACACAGGUAACAGAUGUUGGCAUCAGACACAUCGCCAACAACUGCCGGCAGCUCAAAGAGUUGAGUACUAGUGACUGCUACAAGGUCAGAGACUUUAGUUUGAAAGAAAUUGCCAAAAACAUCCCAACCCUGAAAUACCUCAGUGUUGCCAAGUGUCCUGUUAGUGACACGGGAAUCAAGUACAUCGGCAGAUACUGUGUCCAUUUAAAGUACUUGAAUGUGAGGGGUUGCGAAGCUGUCACAGAUGCUGGGAUUGCAUUUGUGGUCCAAAACUGCCUCAAAUUGAGGUCUCUUGAUAUUGGAAAAUGUGCCAUCACAGACAGUGCAUUGAACACGAUUGGAAUCCAUUGCCCUCAGCUGAAAAAACUGAGCAUGAAAGGAUGUGACAGAGUCAGUGUUAAUGGCAUAAAAUGCAUAGCUAACCAGUGUUGCAACAUACAGUAUUUAAAUGUUCAGGAGUGUAAUUUAGAUUAUGACACUUUUGUCUAUAUUCGGAAGCACUGUCGCAGCUGUAUUAUAGAACAUACAUGCCCAGCAUUUUUCUAACUUGUUACAAUCACCCUAUACUGAUGCAUAUCAUAACAUGGGCAUUUUGGUUGGCACACAAACCCAACAUUAAAUGUAUUUUUCUUUCACAGUUAUUUAUUACCAGGUGCAUACUGAAAACACAUGUGAGAAAAUAAAUGCAAUUAUUUGUAAUUAAUCUGAAGUAUGGAAAUCAAUGUGUUACUUGUUUUUUUAUAGUUUCAUCUAUCUAUGUAAGAGCCAACAUUCAUAAUCACAGACAAUUUUUUAAUUUAAAUUGGUACCUGUAGCAUGUUAUCUUUAAAAUAUUUAUACAUUGUUACAAACAUAACAAUGUACUGUACUGAAAAAAACAAAAUCAAAAUGUUUUAUACGAAUACUCCAUCCUACAAGGUUAGUUUAACCUAUUGCUUCUGGUUUAUACACUAUACAUCUCAGUGAAUACAUUUAUAAAUUUUAUACUUAUCAGGGCAUGACUUACAAGUUCUAUCCUAUUGUUCAGGUGGCACUUCUUAAUCAAUAUUCAAUUGAUGAUAAUGGGAGAGACAGUGACACUAAUUUCAUUAAAUAUUUCUGCUUUGCAUUUAAGCAAUUAUUCCAUCUAUACUGGUAUUUUUUCUGUAGUGUAAUGUGUAGCACUGACUCUCUUGUAGUCAUAAUUGAAGAGCAAUAAAAAGUGUGUCUUUAUCAGCCAUUUUUGGCAAUUUAUAAACCAAAUCUCUGUUGCUUAGAGACAAAUGCAAUUUUAGGUGGGUACUUGAUUUUUAUAUGAAUAUUUUUAUAGGAAAAUAAAAUAAUCUCAAGUAUGAAAACUUUUUAAAAUAAAUAAAUAAAUAAA
Molecule: messenger RNA, 5337 nt
Organism: Nematostella vectensis (starlet sea anemone)
Lineage: Eukaryota; Metazoa; Cnidaria; Anthozoa; Actiniaria; Edwardsiidae
Product: F-box/LRR-repeat protein 15-like
Exons: 2
Coding region: 2112-4520 (802 amino acids)
Biological process (GO): SCF-dependent proteasomal ubiquitin-dependent protein catabolic process
Cellular component (GO): SCF ubiquitin ligase complex
Molecular function (GO): protein binding
Source: RefSeq, a predicted model, not a curated record